AGGCGCUCGGCCGGGCCCGGGGCGGGGCGCGGCGCCCGGGGCGCGCUCUCGCGGCCGGGCUCGGCGAGCGAGGCCUCGCCGCCCUCGCGGCGAUGGCGGCCCGGCCGGCGGAGGCCGAGGGCCCCGACGACCCGCCGUGGAAUGCCACGCCGCGGGCUGCGAGGAGCCCGUGCGCCCCGCGCUUGGAGGUGGGCUCCGCGCGGACGUCCUCCUCGUCCCUCGGGGGCGGCGGGUCGCUGGGCGACUGGUGGCUGGAGGAGGAGGCCCCGCGGGCACAGCCCCGCGGAGCACUGCGCGCGCAGGUGAUAGCGUUGGACUCCCUGGACACUCCAGAGCAUCCGGAGGAUGCGGCACAGGAUCCAACGCGGGCGGAGGAGGCAGGGUGCCAGGAGGGUGAAGGAGGAGGAGGAGGAGGAGGUGGAGGUGGCGACCUUCUCAGGGUCUAUCCCCGAAUCUUCGCUCCCUGGAGCCCGCAUGCCGAGCACGGCCCCGUGGAGGCGAGCCCCGGCGCCCUCGCCCGGGCGGCGCCGGCCGACUCGGGGCUGCCCAAGCGCCUCGCCCUGCUCAGCGCGGCACUCCUGGAGAUCCUGGGCGACCUCGCCUGGGCGGCGACGGCCGCCGCGCGGACUCAGCAGACACAGCGUGGUGCCGCGCUGCUUUGCAGCUGGUCCAGCUCCCGCAUGGCGUCAGGCUCUCUGGGCGCCCUGGGUGAGCCAGUGAGCGGGCGCGCCCCGUCAGGCCAAUGACCUCCGCACUCUCGGUGGCGAAAUCCUGCGCCGACCGCGCAGCAUUGGUGCAUCGCCCCGCCCAGUCGCUCCCUCGCCCGCUUCCUCUCCCCCGCGGCCAGCAGAUGUGC
Prorocentrum cordatum is the source of this 856-nucleotide messenger RNA. Lineage: Eukaryota; Dinophyceae; Prorocentrales; Prorocentraceae. The record is from the annotation of a GenBank genome assembly.